CUCUGACGUGUGUAGCUGAGACUCAUAAAUGGCCUGUGGAGCAGCUAGAGGGGAGAGGAAGCCAACUCCUGAGCACCUGAGGUGGACCGAGCCCUGGAGACUCCGGCCAUGGGCUGGAACCUGAAGGUGAAGAUGCUGGGGGGCGAAGAGCUCCAGGUGCCCCUGAGUGACUCCGCCAUGCUGUUGGAACUGAAGCAGCAGAUUUUCCAGAAGAUCGGCGUGCCUGCCUUCCAGCAGCACCUGGCCCUGCCCAGUGGCCCCGUGCUGCAGGACAGGGUCCCUCUCACCAGCCAGGGCUUGGCUUCUGGCAGCACAGUCCUGCUGAUGGUGCAGAACUGUGACAGCCCCCUGAGCAUCCUGGUGAGGAACGACAAGGGCCGCACCAGACCCUACAGCAUCAGGCUGACGCAGAAGGUGGCGGAGCUCAAGGGGCAGGUUGCCCAGCAGGAGCACAUCCAGGAAGAUCUGUUCUGGCUGAGCUUCGAGGGGCGGCCCAUGGAAGAUCGGCAGCUGCUGGGGGAGUAUGGACUCGCCCCUCAGAGCACUGUGUUUCUGAACCUGCGCCUGCGCGGGGGCGGGGCCUAGAAGACCCAGGAGCCCCAACCGGGAUCAAGUGCUAGGAAUAAAGAUGAUGUAAAGGAUACACUGCCUUCUGUCUGUCUGCCUGAUCUCCCCCUCUCUCUGCUGAUGAAUUAGGAGGGACGAGGUCUGAGAGAGAAGUCAAGGGACCAGGUGUCACAGGGCCUAGUGGUCUCCACUGUGACUCUUCUCCCAGAAAUUGAAGGGAGACCUACUUCCACACCUCCUGGGGUCAAGGGGUCAUAUCUAAAGAAUGAUAAAGAGACACAUUGGCUGGGGCGGCCUGGCCAGGCUGAGCCACAGACUCACCAUGGCUCCACUUUCACCUUUGGGUGGGCAGAAUUAGGGCGGAACAGGUCAGGCCAGGUCAGGUUCCACAGGCCACAGUGUGUGGCUCCCUGGGAUCAGCCCCUCCCAAAGCCCAGGAAGCAGUGAGGAUGGGUCCUUAGACCUGUGGGUGGGAGGGACAGGGAGCCUCUGGCACAACACUGGGGGCUGCCACCUGCCCACCUGCUUUGUCCUGCCUGCAGUGAGGUGGGGAUGGAUGAAGGGGGCAUGUGUAUCCUCCAGAGAAAUGCCUAAUGAAGAGGCCAAGUGCAGCAGGCCGGGAAUUGGUGGUUUACCCUGUCCACCAGGAGAGCAUGUCCCAGACCUUCCCGG
Molecule: messenger RNA, 1239 nt
Organism: Urocitellus parryii (Arctic ground squirrel)
Lineage: Eukaryota; Metazoa; Chordata; Mammalia; Rodentia; Sciuridae
Gene: Isg15
Product: ISG15 ubiquitin like modifier
Biological process (GO): ubiquitin-dependent protein catabolic process
Cellular component (GO): cytosol
Molecular function (GO): polyubiquitin modification-dependent protein binding
Source: RefSeq, a predicted model, not a curated record